AUGUGGAACACAGAGGCCUGGACCUUAAAGGUCUACCUUACUGUGUCCCCAGAAUGCUGGAUCAUAUGUGGGCCAACCUGCCUGGCUUUUAGUUUGUUUUUAAAUCAUUUGGCUGAUGGUCCUAAUACAGUGACCUAUGAUGAUGUGUAUGUGAACUUCACUGAAGAAGAAUGGGCUCUGCUGGAUCCUUUACAGAAGAAUCUCUAUAAAGAUGUGAUGCUGGAGACCCUCAGGAAUCUAACUAUUAUAGGUUGCCUAAUUUCCAAUAUUUUUUCAUACGUUUUCUGUUACUAUAUUGUAGGCUGCAAUUGGGAAGACCAUAAUAUUGAAGAACAUUGUCAAUAUUCUAGAAGACAUGGAAGGCAUGAAGGAAGUCAUAUUGGAGGGAAAGGCUAUGAAUUUAUUCAGGGUGAUAAAGCCUCUGCACGUCAUGGUUAUCCUCAAAGGCAUGAAAGAAUUCAUACUGAAGAGAAAUCCUGUGAAGAUAUUCAACAUGGUAAAGACCUUGCAGGACACAGUGAUCUCCAAAAACAUAACAGAACACAUACUGGAGAGAAAGUGUACAAAUGUAAUGAGUGUGGUAAAGCUUUUGCCUAUCAUAAUUCUCUUAAAAUACAUAAGAGAAUACAUACUGGAGAGAAACCCUACAUAUGUAAUGAAUGUGGUAUAGCCUUUGCUUAUCUUAAUUCUCUUAAAAGACAUAACAGAACACAUACUGGAGAGAAUCUUUAUGAAUGUAACCAAUGUAGUAAAGCAUUUACAGAUCACCAUGUUCUUCAAAGGCAUAAAAGAACACAUACUAGUGAAAAACCUUAUAAGUGUAAUCAAUGUGGUAAAGCCUAUUCACAACACUGUCAUCUCCAAAUACAUAAAAGAACACAUACUGGAGAGAAGCCUUAUGAAUGUAAGCAUUGCAGUAAAGCCUUUUCUUGUGGUGAUCAACUUCGAAGGCAUGAAAGAAUUCAUACUGGAGAGAAACCUUGCAAAUGUAAUCAAUGUGGUAAAGCCUACGCACAUCACAGUAGUCUUCUAGUCCAUAAAAGAACACAUACUGGAGAGAAACCCUAUGAAUGUAACCAGUGUGGUAAAGCUUUUGCACGUCACAAUACUCUUCAGUACCAUAAGAGAACACAUACUGGAGAGAAGCCCUAUGAAUGUAACCAAUGUGGUAAAGUCUUUGCAUACCAAGGUAAUCUUCAAAUGCAUAAAAAAACACACACUGGAGAGAAACCCUAUGAAUGUAAUCACUUUGGCAAAGCCUUUAUAGGUAACCAUUCUCUUCAAUGGCAGAAAAGAACGCACACUGGAGAAAAACCUUAUGAAGGUAAUCAAGGUGAUAAACCCCAUUCACAACAAGGUCAUCUCCAAAUACAUAAAAGAACACAUACUGGAGACAAACCUCACAAAUGUAAUCAAUGUUGUAAAACCUUUGUACAUUACAAUCGUCUUCAAGUCCAUGAAAGAACCCAUAUUCAAGAGAAACCCUAUGAAUGUAGUCGACGUGGUAAAGCUGGUGCAUCUUCUGAUUCUCUUCAAAGACAUAUAAGAACACAUACUGGAGACAAAUCUUAUGAAUGUAAUCAAUGUGGUAAAGCCUUUUCAUAUCCAGGUAAUCUCCAAAAACAUAAAAGAAUGCAUAUUGGAGCAAAACCUUAGAAACAUGAUGAGUGUGAUGAAUUGUUUCACAACACCGUAGUCUCCAAAUACAUAAAACACGUAUGGAGAGAAAUCUUAUGAAUGUUAAGCAAUGUGAUAAGUCCUUUGCCUCUCAUGUUCAACUUCAAAUGCAUGAAAUAAUUCAUACUGAAGUGAAUCCUUCUAAAUGUAAUUAAUGUGGUUAAUUACAUUAAUUAAUUAAUGUAAUGGUUGCAUUUUGUGAUUAUCUUCAAAGACAUAAACACAUACUGGAGAAUAACACUAUGAAUAUAAUCAAUAAAAGCCUUUGCAGGUCACAGUAGUCUCCAAAUACAUAAAAGAACACACACUAGACAGAAACCCUAUGAAUGUAACCAUAGUGGUGAAGCCUUUGCAGGUCACAGUGAUCUUCAGAGAUGGUGGUUUAAAUUUGCUUGUGCCAUGGGAAAGUGGCACUAUUAGGAAGUGUGGCCUUGUUUGAAGAAUUGUAUCACUGUUGGGGUUGGCUUUGAGGUCUUAUCCUUAAGCUCCACCCAGAGCAGAAGAGAGUCUUCUGGUUGCCUUCUGAUCAAGGUAUAGAACUCUUUGUUCUUCCAGCACUGGAUACUGCCAUGCUUUUCACCUUGAUAAUAAUGGACUGAAACUCUGUAUCUGCAACGCCUCCCCAAUUAAAUGUUGUGUUUUAUAAGAGUUGCCUUGGUUAUGCUAUCUUUUCACUGCAGUAAAACCUAAAUUAAGACCAAGUGCAUGAAAAUUGCACUGGAGUGAAGCCCUACGAAUGUAUUGAAUAUGGUGAAGCCUUUGUACAUUUCUAUAAUCCUCUUUAUAAGGAAAGUAUUCAUACUGGAGAGAAACCAUAUGAAUGGAAGCAAUGUUGUGAAUCCUUUGCUCCUGACAGUCAUCUCCAAAUGUAGAAAAGAACACAUACUAGAGAAAAACCAUAUGGAUGUGCUCAAUGUGUUAAAAGCCUUUUUGUCAUGAGGUCUACUUGAAUUCAACACACCUCUAACACUAGGUCAAUCCAAAUGGCAAGAAUUAGUUGUGAUCAAGCCAUUGGAGUUUAGAGGGUUGGGUUAGCAUAGGGCUACUGAUCUAUCAGGGCCUCAGAAGUGGAACUGCAAACCAAAUGCUACAGAGCUUUUAAGCUUGACAACCAAAAACUUCUCUGACAAGUUAUGAUUAAAUUCUUCCACACAUCGGGAUUUAUGAGUGGGGGUUUUAUUAUAUGGUUGAGCUAUGUCCA
Rattus rattus (black rat) is the source of this 2878-nucleotide messenger RNA. Its product is annotated as zinc finger protein 431-like. Gene Ontology annotation, biological process: regulation of transcription by RNA polymerase II. The transcript is spliced from 4 exons. Lineage: Eukaryota; Metazoa; Chordata; Mammalia; Rodentia; Muridae. Gene Ontology annotation, molecular function: DNA-binding transcription factor activity, RNA polymerase II-specific; RNA polymerase II transcription regulatory region sequence-specific DNA binding. Gene Ontology annotation, cellular component: nucleus. The coding region runs from base 1 to 1656 and encodes 551 amino acids. The record is from RefSeq and is a predicted model, not a curated record.